UUAUCAUGUCCUUCUCCUCCUUUGAUUCGUCUCUCCUCUUCUUUUCUCAUCGGAUAGUUUUCUUCUUUGGAGUUCUCAUCAUCUCGUAGCCGCCACCAGGAUGGGAAGCAGCAACAACAUACAGGCCAAGCUGACAUGAUUGCAUCUGCAAUCAGUGGAACUGCUGUCUUGCCUGGGAUGAUAAAACUUGUCAACCCUGGAUCUGAGGCACCUCCAACUUGUUAGCUUCUUGCCUCGGAUAAGGUGCUUCUUGGGGAUAUGGGAACAGGCAAGACAAGUAUAGUGCUGAGAUUUGUCAAAGGCCAGUAUUUCGAUUGUCAGGAAUCUACAAUUGGAGCAGCUUUCUUCUCUCAAAUACUAUCACUGAAUGAAGCAACUGUAAAAUUUGAUAUAUGGGACACUGCUGGGCAAGAACGAUACCACAGCUUGGCUCCCAUGUACUAUCGUGGUGCAGCUGCAGCUGUUGUUGUGUAUGACAUCUCCAGCACAGAUUCAUUUACUCGAGCAAAGAAGUGGGUUCAAGAACUUCAAAGACAAGGGAAUCCACGUUUGGUGAUGGCAUUGGUGGCUAACAAGGCUGACUUGGAAACAAAGAGGCAGGUGGAUAAUGAGGAAGGCGAGCUAUAUGCUCAAGAAAAUGGGUUAUUUUUUAUCGAAACUUCAGCGAAGACAGCACAAAAUGUUAAUGAGCUCUUUUAUGAAAUAGCCAAGAGACUGGUGAAAGCCCGACCUGCACGCCUCGCCGCGAUGACUCUGCACGAUGAAACACGAAGUAGGGGAAGAAGGCUGUUUUGCUGCUCAACAUAAUUAAUUAGUGGUUGAAAGACUAAAUAAAUAGCAUUUUCUUCUACUUUGGCUCGGUCCCACUGCUUCCAUUUGUGACUGUCUCAUGCGACCAGGAAUAUUUGUUUUCAAGCAUUUGUAAAUUCUUUGAAAAAGGCUCUGGUGAAAUUCCUGGUAACGAGCUCUACUGAUUUUGCCGGUUGUAUCCAUACCACGGGAAGCAUGCCCGUUCGAUUGAUAUCUGCCACUUCGAUUGCUUUCUGGAUUGAUAAAUAGCGCUCCUAACAAGAAUCUCCACCAUCCACUUUGGGGCACCAGAUAGAGAAAUGCCCCCUAUUUUUAUACAUGCACGCCAUCACACGUUGGGACACACAAACACCCACACAUAG
Molecule: messenger RNA, 1172 nt
Organism: Elaeis guineensis (African oil palm)
Lineage: Eukaryota; Viridiplantae; Streptophyta; Magnoliopsida; Arecales; Arecaceae
Source: RefSeq, a predicted model, not a curated record